AUGUCUGCACCAAAUCCAAAAGCUUUUCCAUUAGCUGAUUCAGCUUUAUCACAACAAAUAUUAGAUGUUGUUCAACAAGCACAAAACUUAAGACAAUUGAAAAAAGGUGCCAAUGAAGCUACAAAAACUUUAAACAGAGGUAUUUCAGAAUUUAUAAUUAUGGCUGCUGAUACUGAACCAAUUGAAAUUUUAUUACAUUUACCAUUAUUAUGUGAAGAUAAAAAUGUUCCAUAUGUAUUUGUUCCUUCAAAAGCUGCUUUAGGUAGAGCUUGUGGAGUAUCAAGACCAGUCAUUGCUGCUUCAGUUACUUCAAAUGACGCAUCAACUAUCAAAAAUCAAAUUUAUGGUAUUAAAGAUAAAAUUGAAACUUUAUUAAUUUAG
Messenger RNA from Insectozyma verbasci, 381 nucleotides. NCBI's taxonomy places the organism in Eukaryota, Fungi, Ascomycota, Pichiomycetes, Serinales, Debaryomycetaceae. The record is from the annotation of a GenBank genome assembly.